Myxocyprinus asiaticus (Chinese sucker) is the source of this 4526-nucleotide messenger RNA. RefSeq lists its product as uncharacterized. Bases 151 to 549 code for a protein of 132 amino acids. The transcript has 4 exons. NCBI's taxonomy places the organism in Eukaryota, Metazoa, Chordata, Actinopteri, Cypriniformes, Catostomidae. The record is from RefSeq and is a predicted model, not a curated record.
ACGUUGCUGUCAUGGCUGCCGCCACUCUGAGCAAGGAAAGAUAUCACCCCAUCUUUGGUGGUUAUUAUACGGGUCACUGCAACUGGCAAGUCCAAACUGGCGAUCGAAAUUGGGAAAAGACUACAGGGGGAAAUUAUAAGCGCCGAUUCCAUGCAGGUAUACAAGGGGCUGGAUCUCAUCACCAACAAGGUUACCGAGGAGGAACAAGCCCAGUGUCGCCAUCACAUGAUCAGCUUUGUGGAUCCAUUGGUUAGAGGGUUCACCGUGGUGGACUUCAGGAACAAAGGACCUGCUAGCAAUGUGCCUCCUGUCUAUGGUUUGGAUGUGACCGACGUGACCAAGUUGGGAGACCACUGUGGAGAUAUUGGACUGCCUGCAAAAGCCCAUCAGAAGUCUAAAAACCAUCUUUACCAAGUCCGCAAGAGGAGAAAAGCCGAGCUGGCCACAGAUCAGCCCCAGGAUGUAAAGGCCUCGCUGGCUCUGCUGUUGCUUAUGGGGUCAAACUUGCAGAUGGACCAGAGAAAUGAAGUGCUCUGGUGUGGAUCCUGAUGUAUUUCUAAGACCAAUAGUAAUUUUGAGCUGGACAGAUGUCUUCUCCGCUGCUUUGUCUUUUUAACUACAUCCAACCAUGUCUGGUGCUCUUUUAAACAAUAGUGGAAGCUGUGCUCUCCCCUUUGGCUUUUCUGACUGAGCUACCUCCGCAGUUGUUGGAUUACUGGGUCACAUUUUUCGUCUGCUGAUCAGGACCUGAACAGGUUUUUUACAUCAGACAGAGGAUUUUAUUUGGAAGCCUUAAACUUUUAGAAUCUGUUGAGCAGCCUUUUGGGUUUGCAUGUAACUGUGGACAUUUAAGUUCGCUAAUAUGGACUUUCUCUCACCAGGAUUCUAAGUGCCUUUACAAUUUUUCUGAAGACAAACUGUCAUAUUCUUUCUCUUACAUUUUUAAGACUCUGUUGGAUUUAUUUUGGAUUGGAGUGCUGUUAUUGCAAGAGUGUUACAGAAUGUCUAUCAUUACCAAAUUUAUGUAAAUGUAAUUUGUAAUUAAACUACUUUUUAUGAUUUAAAUAUUACUCCUCUAAACGGAUGUUUUUUUUUUUUUUGUUGUUUUUUUUUUGUGGUGCGUACUAAGUGCAAUCAUCCCUUACUAUUGCUCAUACUUAAGGCCAGGGUAUACUUUAUUUUUCUGUGUUCCGGAUCGGAUCACACCUGGCCGACCAUGUUGCUUUUCAAAGUAUACUUUUGUUCCCGUGAAUGAAUACGAACGUGUUUGUCGAAUACGCACUACGAUUGCUUUGUGGUGCUCUUUUAGUACUGUCAAUGGCCGACGCACAGACGAGGACCGUGUCCGUGGGUUGAGAAAAUCUGGGCCACUUGGACUGUGCUGAUGAUGAAAUUUGCGUCACACAUAAAGUGCACAGAGCGAUCAGCGACGUGGACAACCGAAGUAUACUUUGGCCUUUAGGGUCAGUAACUUGAACAGACUCCUGUCUCACAGAGAAUGCCAGAACAUACUUGAAGCAAGUAAGUGAACACAGACCAGAGCCCUUGGGUAAUGCUUUGCCAACGUGCGGUUUGGUUGCAAAUGAUUGCAUUACUGUGGCAGUAACAAACGUUAGUACUUAAGGGGACGAUAGAGAUACCUUCAAAAGUUGCCAUUAAGCUGAAUGUGUUUUUAUUCAAGUGGCAUUAACUAACUACUUCAGCAAUAUUCUCUUAAAAUUCUUGCUCAUGCAUAAUAGUAAUUGACUUGUAAGAGAAAACAGUAGAAGCAGACAAUUCAUACUAAUGUCCGCUAUAGCACCCCUUGUGGCAACAUUGAGAAUGCAAUGCAUGUGUUAUGAAUCUGGCACAUUUUGAAAUGCAACAACGCACAAAUUCGAGCUUGCAUAGCAAGAAUGUGUUCAUGAACUUGUGUAGAGUAUGUUUCAGCCUUUACAUUUCAGCGCAUAACUCAUCUUCACCGUUUUGCUAUGGACAUGCCUCAAGUUGUGUGACUUGUUGAGGUGUGCUAUUACAUUUUGAAGCGAUCAGAAUCAAGAUUUUUACAUGGUGGACGAUAAAAUGUGCACACAUAAAAAAGCAAAAAAAAAAACAAAAAAAAAAACAGACUUGUUUAAAGAAGGACCCAAGCCAUAUUUAGGGAUCAGAAUAUUAUAGAGGCUGGGGUUGGGCUUUUUUGCUUGGACCAGUAAGCAACUAUCUACCAAUGCCUUGAAAACUACUCGAGGUAUCUUAAGUGUUAAGUGUUAAUAUUAUUAGUGUUAUCUCAUUUUUAAUAAUGUUGCUGCCUACCUUUAGGAACAGUCUUUGCUGUCUAGUUAGAGAGCUCAUUAGGUACACCUUAGCAACCGCAUAGCAAUUUCCUGGAAAUGACACAGAGCGUCCUUUCAUUGUGGUGGUGAGAACUGCACAGGCAAGAACCACUCAGGUUUUCUUUAGAAAUGGUCAAAUUCUAUUUAUCUAAUUAGAUGCCUCAGAAAAGCAUGAAGUCAUCAGGGUUGCUUGGGCUGCAAGCAACUAAUACCUGCUCAUACUGUCGCAUAACUUCGCAAUCCUUGGCUGGGAGCCACAAACUACCUCAUUUCUCGUUCUCCCUCUCCUUCGAUCACUGCUCCAUGUCGAUGUGCUCCAGUGUGGGAUUUCGGUAAGUUCAAAACAUACACUCAUCAGUUCCCCUGUCCAGGCUAAAUAUACAUCACCCAUACAAUAGCUGGAAGGGAGUGUUUACACAUAGUGUGUGUGUAAGUGGAUGCCCCACAUUUGCACUGAUUUGGGUCAUGGAUUUGGACUUUAGCGGGUGCCUGUAAUUCCGGUACAUACGGGGUGACCAGCAGCCCUUGUGUGGGAGUUUUAUUUUAGCUCAACAAGAGUCCAAGGUUUGGCAGGAAAGUGUCUUAGUUGGUCAGCUGAGCUUUCUCUUGAUGGAUAAGAGGUUAUCAGUAGGCAAAGAAGUACAGUAAAGACUUAGUCCACUUGGGAAAAUGUUUAUAUUUUGCAUUUGUAUUUUGCACUGUUGUCACCAAACAGAAUUGCAAAAAUGAUGACAGGUUUCCUGAACACUCCUCCUUUUCAAAAUCCUAAAACUAGUUGUUUGUCUGCCACCUUUAUAACCCUUAUGUGGUGUUCGAGUCAAAUUGACCCAUUUCAAAUUUUUACUAAAAGAAAAAUGUUACAUGGAUACAUUUUUCAACCUGAAACUCCAUGGCCUUGGCUUAUUUUCUGUGAAGAACAUGUAAAAGGAAAAAAAAAUUGAGUACACAUGCUACAAUGCCCCCACACAUUCAUGUCCUUCAUACGAUGUUCGGGUCAAUUUGACCCGCAUACACACAGAGACACAUAGACACACACACAGAAACAUGCACACACACACACACACACACACACACACUCUCACACACAUAGAGAGAGAGAGAGAGAGAGAGAGAGCACACACACACAUAUAUAGAGAGACAUACACACACAUACACCUGCUACAUUGUUACAAUCCAAGAACCGAAAAGCCAUCUGCACCCACUUUCCCGCUCUCUUUAUCGUCUGUAGUGUGGGAACCUACAGACAGACAGACACACAGAAACAUGCACACUCACUCACUCACUCACUAGAUAGGUACAUUUCCUGAAGAAAAUGUGAGUGGUGCUUGCCGUGGCAAAAUUUCUCACCACGAAGUCCCACCAACUGCCUCAAAUUGAUAAAGGCCACCCACAUGACAGGAUGUUCUGGUCCAGAGAUAUUGGUGUUGUUCCAUGGUUGCUAGGGUAACCACAUCUGGUGGCUAGGCAGUUACCAGGGUGAUACUUAUCAAGGCUCCUUGCAAUCCUGAGUGAAAUAAGUCAACCCGGACGUCUCUACGAUUUUCUGGUGCAGAGAUGUGUGUUUUGCAAUUUGGUUGCUAGGGUAAGCCAAUGUGGUUGCUAGGCAGUUGCCAGGGUGAUACUAAGAAUGCUGCUUUCUGUCUUGAGUCAUACAUGCCUACAAUGAAAUCUCUACGACAUUCUGAUCCUGAGAAACACAUCUAUGCUAUUUGGAAUGGAAGUCAAUGGUCUUUGGUUGCUAGGGUGCUCUAAAUGGUUGCUAGGGCAUGGCUAAGUAGUUUCCAUGAUGAUACUUGAAGACUGAUUGCUCACCCAAGUUAAACAAGCCAACUCUCAUGUCUCUAGGACAUUCUGAUCUGAAGAUAUUCCUCUCAAACUUUUCGAAUGGAUGUCAAUGGGGCUGGUUGCUAGGGUGCUCUAAAUGGUUGUUAGGGAGUGGUUAACCAUUAAACGGAGUGAUUCUUAUUGGCUGCUUACUAACCUGACUCAAAGGUGCUAAUCCGCAAGUCUCUAAGAUAUUCUUUUCUGAAGAUAUCCAAGUCUUUAUUAUGGUGGAUUGUUUACAUAAAUUAUAACUUUAUCACAAAAAACGAAUGACACUUCCAUUGUUAAAUGUGAUCUAGCAGAGAUUAAUUGCAAACAUUAAUCAUAUAUGUUAUCUAUAUUGUUUGGAACUGAGAUAAAGACAAUAUACAGUCAUGGGAAAAAGAAAGU